AUGAACGAAAUAUUAGAUGAUGAUGGUAUUGAAGAAAAUAUAGAUGUUCAUUCAGAAAAUAUAUUACCAGGACAGCCAGAGCGUGGAUUUAAUAUUGGUAAUAAUAAUUCUUCUGGAAUGAUUUCUCAAAAUCCAGUUAUUCAUCAGGUUCAAACAAUUGAUAAUGCAUCUAUUCAACAACAUCUUGAUACUGGUAAUGCAAUCAAUUCUUUCUCAGGUUCAAUUGUUAUAAAUAAUAUUCCAUCUUCUUCUGUUAUAUUAUUCGGUGCAUCACAUAAUUCUUCCAGUCAAGCUCCUAAAAUAGAUGCUGGCACAAAUAAUAAUCUAAAUUUUCAAGCUUCAGGAGUUUGUAGAUCUCCUCAACCAGUGAUUGAUGAUAUACCAUUUGGUGUCCCGCCAGCAUUCACUACAGAAGAGUUAAUCUUCGGAACCAGUACUCCUUAUUCUUAA
Adineta steineri is the source of this 450-nucleotide messenger RNA. The record is from the annotation of a GenBank genome assembly. NCBI's taxonomy places the organism in Eukaryota, Metazoa, Rotifera, Eurotatoria, Adinetida, Adinetidae.